Messenger RNA from Closterium sp. Naga37s-1, 4110 nucleotides. Lineage: Eukaryota; Viridiplantae; Streptophyta; Zygnematophyceae; Desmidiales; Closteriaceae. The record is from the annotation of a GenBank genome assembly.
AUGCCCAUUGCAUUCAAUGCCCCUCCUCCCCCAUUCCUCUCCACCCCCUCCCCUCCUUACAGCCGGCUGGGAGCGAACUACCUGACGGGCACGCUGCCAGCCAUGGCCUUGCAGCUGCAGGUGCUGGCCAUCGCCAGCAACCUCCUGGCGGGCGCCUUCCCCACGCAGCCCUUCCAGCUGUGCGACAUCCGCAGCAACUGCCUCUCCUCGCCGGGCUCCUGCACCAACGAUGCCGGUGUGGCUCAGCGUGCCACUGGCUGUGCCUUCUGUGGGUCUGCUACAGGCACCCCGCCCUUCUGUGCGGGAACCACCUGCACUCCUGAUGUCGCUGCUCUCCUUACUGCCGGCACUGUGAACAGCCCUAAUGGCACGCUCGCAGCGAUGUUCUGCGAGGCUGUUCCAGUGGAUGAUAACUCUGCGCUGGCGCUGCUGGCACUGAGGGCGGGGCUGGGCGUGAGUGCUCUCAGCUGGGCGGUGGACUCGCCCUGCACUAUCGCUGGCAAUGCCCCCGCAGUGGACAGCUGGACGGGCGUCGUCUGCGACCUCUCAAGCCAAGUCUAUGUGUGUGCUAUGUUGUUUGCUAUGUGUGUGGAGCCUCGGAGCAACGUGGCGUCCAACCUCUUGGAUGCGCGCAUGAGCGAGUGGGCUCUGCCUCUCACCGGCCUCAAGGCACUCAAGCUACUGUCUCUCAACUACAACUGGUUCUCAGGCCCUCUGCCCUCAUACCUCCUCACCAUGUCCUCCCUCUCAGCACUCAACGUGCAAUUCAACUACCUCGCUGGUCCCAUCACCGGCACUCCCUCUGCCUCCCUCAAGUCCCUCAACGUCGCCUCCAACCUCCUCACAGGAACCUUCCCAGCAACAUCCACCACCGCAUGUGAUGCACGCAGCAACUGCCUAGCAGACUCCUCCAAGUGCCUUGCCUCUGCCUCCUCCACCCAGAGGCUUGCCGCUGCCUGCACCCUGUGCGGUGCUGGGAGUUCCGGUGCGGUGAUAUGCAAUGGAGGGGUGUGCGCGCCUGACACUACCGAGCCAGUGGCAGCCUUCACACCUAAUAGCGCCUCAGAUGCGAUGCUGCCCAUGCAGUGCUCGGGUGUUCGCAUUGACGCUACAGCAGUUUCGGUGCUUGGGAGUCUCAAGGUGGCGCUGGGAGUGCCUCUCACUGACUGGGGAGUGAACUCCCAGUGCACUGCGGUCGGGGUCAGCAUCUCCGUCCCUGGUCCUGGGGACUUGGGAGGCGUGUUGUGCAAUGCUGCCGGUUCUGUGGUGGAGAUCAACCUCAACACACGCAACCUGGCUGGGUCCAUGCAUGGGGAUAUCUCCAAGCUCACUGCGCUCACCACUCUCCCCAUCUGCGGCGCCUGGAUCCCCAUCUCUCCUCUUUCAUCUCCACGCCCAUCCCCUCAUCCAACAGUCAUCGCCCUCCAGUGUCAGGGUGCCAAUCCCCAGUCCUUUAUGGUCUACCCCUUCCUUUCUCCCCCAUUUCCUGGCUUCCCGUGUUCCCCACUUCCCCUUUUCCUCACUUCCCCUUUUCCUGCCCUCCCCCGACCCAUCCUCCCGUGCCUUCUCUCAUAUGCUCCCCUCUCGCUUCCCCCCAGGGUCUUCCACACAAACUUCUUGGCCGGUCGCCUGGAUGCUUUCACAGCGCCCUUCACCUCUCUUACCAAGCUGGAGAACCUUCCCUCGACUCCGUCCGAUUCACCACCCCCCUCCCCCUUUCCUCCUCCUCUUCCCUGUGUGCUGUGCAGUCAUCUGCACUACAACUACCUGUUUGGACCCAUCCCCUCGGCGCUUAUCGGUCUCAAGGGCCUCUUCAAGCUGAGUCUGGGCUCCAACUAUCUCACCAGGAGCGUGCCUGUUCCAAGCGCCACUCUCAAGCAGCUUGACCUGGAGAACAACUACCUCGUGGGAGCCUUCCUAACAGGCUCCUUCCAGCUCUGCUCAGCACGCACCAAUUGUUUCUCGAGUGCUGCCGCUUGCACGGCGAACGCAGGCAAAGGGACUGUUCAGAGAGCCACGUGCAGUAUCUGCGGCAGUGCCGAUGGCACGGGGGUGUUGUGUGGCAGCGGUGGUGCGUCCACCUGCCAGCCCACUGCUGCUUCCCUCGCUUCCCUCUCCACGCUUAACAGCCCCACUACCCCUGCACUCCCAAUGGCGUGCUCCUUGCUGCCUGCUGUCCCCGUCAACUCUACUGCAAUGGCAGCGCUGCUGGGCAUCAAGGCAGCCUUGGGAGUGACGCACACAGGGUGGGCGGCAGGUGCUGUGUGCACGCUGGCAGGGACAGCUGGCACUGUAGCGAGUGGGAGCUUGACGGGUGUGGAGUGUGACUCAGCUGGCAACCCCGUCAAGAUCACUCUCAACACCCAGCAGCUGUUCGGAGUGCUCCCUGCUGAUGUCACCAAACUCACAGCGCUUACUUACCUCAACCUGCAGUCAAACCUGUUCAGGGCACGCCUUGAAGAUUUCGCGCUGAGGCUUCCUACCCUCACCAACCUGGCAGUGCUCCUGCUGGACUACAACUGGUUCAAGGGCUCGCUGCCCCCGCCUCUCCUUGCCAUGACCAAACUCACCCGCCUGAGCAUGGCGUACAAUUACCUGACAUACCGUGUUCCACCAGUGUCAGCAUCACUCAAGGCGAUUGACCUUUCAAACAACUUCCUCUCGGGCAACUUCCCUGCCAACUCCGCCACCUCCUGCGUCUCUGCUGCCAACUGCUUUGCCGGCGCCGCCGCCUGCAACACCGCUAGCGAGCAGAGCGGCACAGCACAGCGAGCGUCGGGGUGUGAUAUCUGUGGCACUGCGGCUGGUCAGGGCAUGCUGUGCGGCGGCACAGGGGUGUGCACGCCCAAUGCUGCUGCACUGUUCACUGCCAAGACCGUGAAUGCUGCCGCUGCUGCUGUACUUCCCAUGGCUUGCGUUGACCUUGUGUGUGAUGCAGCUGCAACUGUUGCCUGCCCCCUUGACUGGCGCUGCCAGGGCCUGAACGAUCUGUCCUACAAUCUCUUCUCUGGUCAGCUCUCCAAGUUCGUUUCCAACAUGGCGCCUCUCACCACCAUGGCCAUACUGACCCUCAACUCCAACUACCUCUUUGACAGUAUCCCAUCGGCUCUGGUCAACAUGCCUAAACUCACAGAACUCCGGCUGGGAGCGAACUACCUGACGGGCACGCUGCCAGCCAUGGCCACGCAGCUGCAGGUGCUGGCCAUCGCCAGCAACCUCCUGGCGGGCGCCUUCCCCACGCAGCCCUUCCAGCUGCACCCCGCCUUUCUGUGCGGGCACCACCUGCUCUCCCGAAUGCCACCCUCGCAGCGCUGCCGGCCGUUCCAGUGGAUGAUAACUCCGCUUGGGCUCAUGCCGAGUGUCUUCUUCUCACUCAAACCGAGAUCAGUGCUCUACCCACCCAACCCUGAUUUGCCUCGCUUCGAGAUCUUUGCUCUAUACACCCACGCCCCCGCUGGCGCUGCUGGCACUGAAGGCGGAGCUGGGCGUGAGUGCGAGCAGCUAGGCGGUGGACUCGCCCUGCACUCUCGUUGGCAACGCCCCCGCAGUGGACAGCUGGACGGGCAUCGUCUGCGACCUCUCGAGUCAAGUCCCUCGGAGGUACCCCUUCCUCCUUCUAUGCUCUGUGAAGCCUCGGAGGUACCCCUCCCUCCUUCUUUGCUCUGUGGAGCCUCGGAGGUACCCCUUCCUCCUUCUGUGCUCUGUGGAGCCUCGGAGGUACCCCUUCCUCCUUCUGUGCUCUCCGCGGCGGCGCCCAGCUACGAUCAUUACUGGUCGCGCCACCGUUCCGCUCCGCCAGCCCUUCCGCAAUCCCCCUUGCCCCAUCCGCGCACGCCGCUGCCUGGUGGGUCCCCCCGCGUGCAUCCGUCCGCCACCGGCGCCAGCCUCCGCUUGCUGCGGGGGUGCAGCGGAAGAGAGCGCCAGGGGAAGCGGGCGCACGGAGGCACGAUCGGAAGCUGUCGGGAGAGAGAGCGUGUUGCGGAGCGGGAGCUUGGCGCGGGGUGCUCAGAGCGCGCAAGGACGCGCACGGAGUGGGGCGGAAAAUCACGGGGAAAUGCGCGCGAGGGAAUACGGGCGCGCGAGUGGCGGAGAAAGCGUGCAACGGGGUGA